Molecule: messenger RNA, 3683 nt
Organism: Mytilus trossulus (common blue mussel)
Lineage: Eukaryota; Metazoa; Mollusca; Bivalvia; Mytilida; Mytilidae
Exons: 3
Coding region: 336-1796 (486 amino acids)
Biological process (GO): regulation of apoptotic process
Source: RefSeq, a predicted model, not a curated record
UCAUGUGACCGACAUACCAUUCAAUCAAAUUACAUUCGAAUCAGGCCAACCGGGAAUUCAAAUUACAAAAUACACCAAAGAUAAGCAUGUAAGAUCUUCUUGAGAGGAAUUCCGAGAUAACAUCUCAAUAUUAGUUGUUGGUAGGCAUGUUACAAGAUAAGGCAAUGCGUAGAGAAUCCAAUUAUACCGACUUUGUGUAAGGAUUAUUCAAAACAUGUGAAAAUCAAUAUCACCAGCUGAUGGAGAGAAAGUAUUGAUGAGGAACAAAGACCAGCAAAAAACAGAUUCCAACUAUAGACUGGUGAGAAAUUGAAGUCAGACUAUUCCAUAGUGCAAUGCUCACAGAACAACUGACCAAUCGACAGGACCUUGUUCAAUCUUUAGAUUCAGAUGCAAUCCUAGAUUAUUUGUUACAACAUGGUGUUCUAGACGAUGCUACCUGUAACAGCAUCUUACAGGAAAAUAACCGGGAACAGCGGAACACAGCUUUGUUACAUCACUUGGAGUUAAUAGGAAGCUCUGCCAUUGGUCUGUUUAUCAAUGCUUUACGCCAAUCAGGACAGCUGACUCUUGCCAGCUCUCUAGAUAAACAUAGAAUUAAACCAUGCUAUGGCAAAGGUUAUUUGGAGAAACAAAGGCACAAAGGGCAGAUAACUCUAAAUAUACAGGUGGAUGCUAUAAAGGCUGUAUUUCCUAAGUGGGAGGAGGGAGAUUCAUUUGAAGAGAAACAUGGAGAUACUCCAGAAAAGGAGAGGAAACUUUCCUGUUUUGAUGGAUUAUUACGUACACCGAGGCGAAUGCAUAAAUCCUAUGCAGACAUGACAUUAAUCGACGAUCCAGAAAACUUUAUGUCACCUAAAAGUCGUAAAAAGUUAGAUUAUUCUUAUGAAAGUGAAGAGGACUCAGAUGAUGAUCAGCGUAAGGGAUUCUGUUUUUGUCUCUGUGGUCCUCGCAAAAAGAAGAGACGAAAACCUUCCAACAAAACACAACAAAAAUAUGUUAACAGAAGGAAUGAUCGUAGUGCUAAUGAUGAGCUGCUCAUGAAAGUUUUGAAACAACCACAUUCUUCGCAAACACCAAUUACAUCCACUCCUAGUGGUCAAAAUAUUUAUACUGAUUACCGUCUGGUACAGUCUGAAAUUAAACAGGAAACCAGUGCUAAAACAUCUGAAAAGACAAGAACUAAAUCUCCAUUAAGGGAUAUAUCAAAUGAAAGAAGAGGUGAUUCUAAAAAUAGAACGGAUUCUCCUUCUAAAAAUAAACAUGAAGCUGGAGGAUUACCCAAAAAGCAAAGCAAAACAAACAGUCAUGUGAAGAAAAGUGACAAUAAAGAAAAUUCAUCUCCAUCGAUGAGGAAAUCUGGAUGUAAGGGAUCAGUACAGAACUCUAAUGCUAAUAUUUCAUGUGAUUCUUUAAAGUUAGAAAACUUAGAACCAAUUGAACAUUGUGUCAUGUGGAAAAAAAGGGGACCAACUUUCGAUGGCUAUGAACAAAAGUUUUAUGAUAUUCUUAAACCAAAACCUCAUUUAGAAAUAGUUAAAUAUUUUGAACAAAUACGCGGCACAUUGGUGCUUCAUAUUUAUACAGAAAAUGGUUUAAUUAUUGGAACUAUCUCGAUGACCAUUGCACAGCUUAAGUCAUUGAAAAAAGAAAUAGAUAAUGGACAAAUUUUAUGUCUGUUAGAGAAAUGGUUGCUAUCUGAACAGAUUAAUAAAGAUAUUGGUGUGAGUGAAAUGAAAUUGAAAAUUGUGAUGGAUGAUAACGAGUUUGAGAUGGCUUAUGAUGAAUUACAGUAAACAAAACACAAUGUAAAUGGGCUUUAUAUAUACAGUGGAUUCUUUAUUUUUCAUGGAUUCUUUUAUUUUCCAUCAUGUUCAUGGAUUCAAAUUUUUCAUGUAUUUGAAAAAAUAAUAUUUUUUGUGGAUAUUUUAUUUUGUGGUUUUGAUAAAUUCUGCAUAGAGGCCUAUAUAAAUUUUGUUAUUGGUUGGACAAACAUGACAUUUAGAAAUGUGGGUUACCUAUAUCCAUGUAAUCCACAUAAAUUGUUUUCCCAAGAAUAAUAGUAAAACCACAGUAACUUAAUUAAUAUAUUGAUUGAUGAACAGGUUAGACCAAUGUUUCAAGGUAGAACCAUUGUUGUUUUAAAAAAAAUGAGGCAAUUUCAGAAAUAUUUGAUAUUAUCUAAAACUGGUAUUUACAGUUGACUUUUGUAGAGUUAUGAGUCUUUAAACUUAUGAAUCUGGUGAGAUUUUGUUUGUCCAGUGACAAUGUUGGGGCGUGGGGUAUUUGAGCGAGCUCACAAAGGUUCUUUAAUUGUAAUAUCUAGUCACUUCAGGGCUGUAUGAACCAAUGCUUGCUUGAAUUCACAUGGAACAUUCCUACCUGCAGAUGUUAUUACAUACAAUACAUGUACAUGUAUGCACUUUACUUACAACAUACAUUACAUAUAUACAAGUCAUAUUGCAUGUACUUAUGUUAUAACUUGUUUACAUCAAGAUCACUUUUAUGUCAUUUAAAAAAAAAAAAUCAUCCAUUUUUUAUUUAUUAUUUUUUUGCUGCAGUUUUUAUUAUAUCUAAUAUUUUAUUUUGAAAAAUGGACCAGUUAGAAGAAAUGUUUUGAUGAGUUGAAGCAUGUUUUUAUUGGUAAACUAUUUUACUGUUUGUUACAAUGUAGUAUAAUCAUGAUAAUUAAUCAUUUUAAAAUGAUUUUACUUAUGAUCAAAUGAAACAAAUGUUAUAUGUUAAUAUGUUUUAGAGUUAAAUUUUUAAAAUUGACCUAAUCAUUUUAAAUGUCUAUUAUUAAUACAACGACUGUCUGAUUUUUUUCCCUAAUGUCCAGUGGCAAAUAUUUCAUGCAUAUUAGAUGUUUUCUGGAUGAUAAAUGCAACAAGAUAUACAAGGUACAUGUGUGCUUGUAAUAUAUUUCUAUAUAUUUAUUUUGAAAUCACAAAUUGAAUCCUUAAGAUUUUAGAGCCAUAUUAUAUUAUUUUUGUUAUUGUUUUACCCAUUUUGAUCAUUGUUGAUGUAUCCCAAGGAUUUUGGUCUAGUUCAUCAAUGAAGCUUAGUUGUAGUACACUACAUUUUGCAGUCAAAAUUGAUGGACAAUUUGAUGUCUUGUUUGUAAUAUGUAUGAUAUAUUUCAGGAGUUCGUAUGAACCCCCCUUGAAAAACAAAUGAGCACUGUUAAAGUCGAUGUUCUGUUUGAAUUGUGACUUAAAGUUGAGUUUGUGAGUCAAAAUAACUCCAUUGGAAAUUCCUGGCUACAGGCCCUGUUGUUUUUACCAAAAAUAUUUCAUUUUAAACAGUUGCUUAUAGAGUUGUAGUAUUGAAAUAGAACAGUUAUAUAUGUUUGGUUUUUUUUUACCUUUGAUAGUACUAUUUAACAAACUUUUAAAUAUGAAUUCAGAUAUUUUUUUAUAGAAAUUCAUUUUUUUUUAUAACUGAAUUUUCAUUACAAAUGAGAAAGACAUUACUUUUAUAUUAUGUAUUUUUUUUUAAAGUGUGCAAUUUGCAAACGGGUUUUGUAGUACAUGUAUUUAUGAGUGUUCAAAUGCUACUUGCUUCCAAAGUAUGUUAUCUUCAAUGGUCAGGCAACUUUUGAAGUCAAAUCUUGCAAAGUAUGUGCAAUUUUGUCAUAUCAUGCCUUAAAUUAUGCAUUCAUAAUUAAAUUAUAUAUGAAACAA